Messenger RNA from Mugil cephalus (flathead mullet), 7196 nucleotides. It is a transcript of the gene pik3c2a, whose product is annotated as phosphatidylinositol-4-phosphate 3-kinase, catalytic subunit type 2 alpha. Gene Ontology annotation, biological process: phosphatidylinositol-3-phosphate biosynthetic process; phosphatidylinositol-mediated signaling; phosphatidylinositol 3-kinase/protein kinase B signal transduction. NCBI's taxonomy places the organism in Eukaryota, Metazoa, Chordata, Actinopteri, Mugiliformes, Mugilidae. The transcript has 33 exons. Bases 207 to 5393 code for a protein of 1728 amino acids. Gene Ontology annotation, molecular function: 1-phosphatidylinositol-3-kinase activity; phosphatidylinositol binding; 1-phosphatidylinositol-4-phosphate 3-kinase activity. The record is from RefSeq and is a predicted model, not a curated record. Gene Ontology annotation, cellular component: phosphatidylinositol 3-kinase complex; cytoplasm; plasma membrane.
UGAGACCGUAUCCAACCAAAAACUCCAACCAACCACCUCAACAGGAACUGACGUCCCCUCCGUGCAAGUGGAUGGAAAAAUGCAGCUGCAGGAUAAAUGGCUCCAAACACCGCACUGCUGAAAGGUGUUUAAAGCCUUGUGUCACAACUCUUUGGGCCACACUGACUUAAAAACCGUUGUACUUAUGGCACCUUCCACUUGACAAAAUGGCCCAGAUAUCAAGUGGUAAUGGGUUCAAGCUGGAUGUCCCUCAGGCAAAGGGGGUCGUGGGUAAAGAGGAAGCCCUGCGCAUGGAAGAAGAGGCCUUGGCAAAAUUGAGAAGGGACAAGAGACACACUUUUUCAACUUCACCAUCCUCAUCUCCCUCUGGGGCGUCUUUAUCCUCUUCAAAACCAAAACCAUCUAAAUCUACCACUACUGCUCCUCAACCUGCUCCCUCAGCUAACAGAUCAGACAAGGACCUCAUUGUCUUCCCAGAGACCAAGAAACAGGCAGAGCAGGACAAGUUCAGGGAUAUUGAUGUGGACAAGCUCACCAAUGAAGAACUUGAAAGGCUCCUACUUGAUGAAAACUUUGGGGCCGACAGCAAAGUGUCCCGCCCCUCGUCUCUGCUGGGGUUCAACCUGAGCGCCUCGUACCCUGGAGGCCAUGCCUGUAGCUCCUCUCCUUUCCAGAGCAGCCAGUGGUCGUCAGUUCUGUCCACCCCGUCUAGUUCCAGUGUCUCCACUCCAACCCAUCAGCCGGCCCCCAUGUUUCCCUCUGCUCCAUUUCCCAAACCAGGCACAUUUCAGAAUGGUUUCACUCCAGCCAUAUCGCCAUUCAUGACCCUGCCGGCGCAGCAGUCGCCGUUCAUGCCGUUCACCCCCAUCCAGCCUGCUGCCGCCAUGGUCUUCCCGCAGCCAACUGUCGACCCGCAGAUGGCCAAACUGUUUGACAAGAUUGCCAGCACCUCAGAAUACUUGAAGAAUGGCAGAUCGGCCAGCACUGACUUGGAUUCCUCUCAAGCAAAUCCAGCCACAGCCUCUCUGGCACCCAACCCACCGCCGCAACAACCAGAAGUAACGGAGUCUUCUCGCAUCAGCUGCUUUGAGUGGCUGGAUCUGGACCCGCUUACAAAGCGUAAAACUGAGAACGAGGAAGCAGCCCUGGCAGCGGGAGGUACUGCGCAGGCACAAGCAGGAGCUCCUGCAGGUGAUCCCUGGGACGCUGUGCUCGAGACCGAAGGGAACAGCAGCAGUAGUAGUCGCACCCCCCCACUGGAGGGGAAGGAUUCUCCGUCGGGUCGUCCACAGGCCAGGAGGCCAUCAUCGGGAGCGGCCGUCACUAGGAGUCACUCCCUCAACAUCCCAGGGCACAAGCCAAACAAUCAGGACAAGGGAAAAGGAAAAGGUUUGGUGAAGAAUGUCGCUCUGGAGGAACAGGAUGCUCAGAACCUGGAGAUUGUUGCCUUCUGUGAAGACGUAGCAGCUCUGCGUUCCAAAUUCCCUCACAGCGACAUUGCAACCAACCCUGGCUUCGUCCUCAGCCCCGUCAUCACCCAGAGAGACAGUGGAGGUGACAAUAGCUGCUCAGUCAAGGUUUCCAUCGAGAUCCCUGAAUCUCAGCAGCCUGUGACCUUCACCUGUGACGUGAGUUCUCCAGUGGAGCUGCUGAUCAGUCAGACUCUCUGCUGGGUCCACGAUGACUUGGACCAGGUGGACUUCUCCAGCUACCUGCUCAAAGUCUGUGGCCAGGAGGAGGUGUUGCAGAAUAAACACAGCCUGGGCAGCCAUGAGUACGUUCAGAGCUGCAGGAAGUGGGAGAAUGAGAUCAUGUUGCAACUGCUCUCUCACUCAACUAUGAGACGGGACCUGGCACGCAGUGCGGGUGAUGACAAGUCUCCAGUAGACUUGGAGAAGUACCUGGCGCAGGUGGAGAGGCCUUUUAAGGAGAAUGUCACCAGACAAUGCCUGGCUGACUAUUUAGAAGGGUAUCACAAUCAAGUCAACAUCUGCCUACAAAAUGAGAGUACGCAGUACAAGACAGUGGACCGGGUGGUGCAGACUGUGAAGAACCUGUGCUGUGCUCUAGAUGAGGUGGAGACCCAGACCAUCACAGAGGCUGUCAAAAGGCUUCGACAUUCUGUCAAUUUACCCAGGACACGCUCACCCAAGCCGGGCUCAACAUCAUCUGGUCAGUCAUCUAAUGGUCAAACCAGUCCGGUGGAGGAAAGCAUGGCCUUACUAACGCAGGCAGUCUACGACCUGGCCAAGCUCUACCUGCGCUCCUUCUGUCCUCCGUCAGUCUCCUUCAGUUCCCCUCCUUUGCCCCAGGCUGCCGACGGGGAAGCUGUGGAGGGGAGAAGCAGCAAAGAAGCUUCUGGCACCACAGACCACCUUCAGUUUACUCUGUUCGCCUUGCACGGCAUCCCCGCCAACUGGGUCAGCAGUUUUGAGAAGUACUUCCUCGUGUGUUCCCUCACCCACAAUGGCAAGAACCUGUUCAAACCAGUCCAGUCCAAGAGAGUGGGCACAUACAAAAGCUUCUUCUACCACAUCAAAUGGGACGAACUGAUCAACUUCCCCAUAGCAGUAGCUGUGCUUCCACUGGAGUCCGUGCUGAGCCUGACUUUGUUUGGGGUGCUGAACCAGAACGCCAGCGGCUCCCCAGACUCCAACAAACAGAGGAAAGGUCCAGAGUGUCUGGGCAAAGUCUCCAUGCCGCUUUUUGACUUUAGACGGGUACUUGCCAGGGGCAGCAGGCUGUUGUGUAUGUGGCUAUCUGCGCAGGGAGCUGCUGUUGCUAAUGGCUCUACAGGCAGCCGCAGGAGGGUACCCACAGAGAGGAUCGUACUCCAGGUGGACUUCCCCAGCUCAGCGGUGGAUGUUUUAUACGUUGGACCCAAAGAGGCCCCAAGCCCAGAACCCCACAACCUGGAGGAGCUGGACCCAGACCUCCGACGCAAACUAGAAAAAAUCUGUAGCCGAGCUUCCAAUUUCGGGCUGAAGCGGGCGGAUCACCAGCUCCUGUGGGACCAUCGGCUUCACUGUCGGAAGGACCACCCCAGCAGCCUCCCUAAGGUGUUGGCCAGUGCGCCCAGCUGGGACUGGGCCAGCAUGGCUCACAUCCACUCCCUGCUGCACCACUGGCCCACCCUGCCCCCUGUCACUGCGCUGGAGCUGCUCGACUCAAAGUUUGCCGAUACUGAGGUGAGAAAUGUGGCUGUUAGCUGGAUUGAGAAGAGCAGUGAUGAUGAGCUGGCCGACUACUUGCCACAACUAGUACAGGCAUUAAAGUUUGAGUGUCACCUAAAGAACGCCCUCGUCAUGUUCCUGCUGUCCAGAGCACAAGGAAACAUCAACAUUGCCCACUACCUCUACUGGCUGCUGAAAGACGCUGUGCAGGACCCUGGCUGGGGACGGCGCUAUGAGCGGGUGCUGGGUGCCCUGCUGUGUCUGUGCGGAAACAAGCUGAGGGCGGAGCUGGACAAACAGACUAGCCUGGUCACCCUGCUGGGAGCUGUGGCGGAGAGAGUCAGACAAGCCGGGGGAUCCACACGACAGAUUGCACUCCAAGAGGGUCUUGAAAACGUUCAGAACUUCUUCCAGAAGAACAGCUGCCGACUGCCCCUCAGCCCCAGUCUGGUGGCCAAAGAGCUAAACAUCAAGGCCUGUUCCUUCUUCAACUCCAACGCAGUUCCCCUCAAGUUGGCUCUGGUCAAUGCCGACCCCCUGGGAGAGGAAAUCAAUGUUAUGUUCAAGGUGGGAGAAGACCUGAGGCAGGACAUGCUGGCUCUUCAGAUGAUUCGCAUUAUGGACCGCAUUUGGCUGCAGGAGGGUCUGGACCUCCGCAUUGUCAACUUCAAAUGCAUCUCCACUGGCAAAGACAAAGGUAUGGUGGAGCUCGUGCCGUCCUCCGACACCCUGAGAAAGAUCCAGGUGGAGUAUGGAGUCACCGGAUCCUUCAAGGAUAAACCGCUGGCAGAAUGGCUGCGCAAGUACAACCCUGCAGAGGACGAGUAUGAGAAGGCAUCAGAGAACUUCAUCUACUCUUGUGCUGGAUGCUGUGUUGCGACCUACGUUCUUGGCAUCUGUGAUCGCCACAAUGACAACAUCAUGCUGCGCUCCACUGGUCACAUGUUUCACAUCGACUUCGGCAAGUUCUUGGGCCAUGCCCAGAUGUUUGGCAGCUUCAAAAGAGACCGUGCUCCGUUUGUUCUGACCUCCGACAUGGCGUACGUCAUCAAUGGAGGCGAGCGUCCCACCAGCCGCUUCCAGCUGUUUGUAGACCUGUGUUGCCAGGCUUACAACCUCAUCCGCAAGCACUCCGGACUCUUCCUCAAUCUACUGUCACUGAUGACGUCCUCCGGCCUCCCAGAGCUGACCGGCUCUCAGGAUCUGAAGUAUGUGUUUGACGCCCUGCAGCCCCACAACACAGAUGCUGAGGCCACCAUCUUCUUCACCAGGCUGAUAGAGACCAGUCUGGGAAGCGUGGCCACCAAGUUCAACUUCUUCAUCCACAACCUCGCCCAGCUCCGAUUCUCUGGUCUUCCGGCCAAUGACGAGCCAAUCCUGUCUUUCUCCCCAAAAACGUACACUCUGAAACAGGAGGGACGCAUCCACCACGCGUCCAUCUUCUCCUUCCAGAAGAGAUACAACCCUGAUAAGCACUAUACCUACGUGGUGAGGAUCUUAAGGGAAGGUCAGAGUGAGCCACAGUUUGUCUUCCGCACUUUUGAUGAGUUUCAGGAGCUCCACAAUAAACUGACCAUCCUCUUCCCUCUCUGGAAGCUCCCGAGUUUCCCCAACAAAAUGGUGCUUGGUCGCACCCACAUUAAAGAAGUGGCAGCCAAGAGGAAGCUGGAGCUUAACAACUAUGUCCACAACCUGAUGAGGAGCUCCACAGAGGUGACCCAGUGUGACCUGAUCUACACCUUCUUUCAUCCUAUUGCACGAGAUGACAAAACAGAAGGUUUAGAUGCCACGCCCAAAGCACCUGAGCCUCCACUGAGCCCCACUUCUGGUCGCGUGGAAGGAGAAGUGAAGCUCUCCAUCUCCUACAGGAACAGCACUCUCUUCAUCAUGGUCAUGCACAUUAGAGACUUGGUUUCUGAGGACGGAACGGAUCCCAACCCGUAUGUGAAAACCUACCUGCUUCCAGAUCCACACAAGACUUCCAAACGCAAGACGAAGAUCUCAAGGAAAACCAGGAACCCUACUUUCAACGAGAUGCUGGUGUACAGCGGCUACAGCAAAGAAACCCUUGGUCUGCGGGAGCUGCAACUGAGUGUGCUUAGUGCUGAGUCGCUGCGUGAGAACUACUUCCUGGGCGGCAUCACGCUCAGACUCAAAGACUUUGACCUCAGCAAGGAGACGGUCAAGUGGUACAAGCUUACGGCCGUUCCCUACUUCUAGCCCCCACGAACCUGCCCACAAGCCGGAAUGACUCUGCCUCUCCACUCCAGACAACAGCUGCACUCAAAAGAAAAGAAAAGAAAAAAAAAUGGGAAAUGCGGCAGAUGCGACCUUACUUGAAAAUACUGGUCACCUCAACUUUCAAUUCAUAAGAACACUACUCUAAAACUUUUUGUGGGGAGAUUUAUGACAUUAUCAUAUUUGAAGUAUGAGCAGCAAUAUUUUUCUUUCAGAUCUGAAAAAACCAAAUUGACCAUUUCUUUCACAUGAAUCGUGUUGUAAUUAAUAUUAGGAUGUCAUAGCAGGAUACGUCUGUGCUUGUUGCUGAAAUACAUGUAUCACAAACUACUUAUGCGCUGACUAGAUUCUGCAGAAAUUCAUCAUGAGGUUGCUCGUAAUGAUCAUGCGUUAAAAACUCCUUCGGACGCGCCCUUAAAGGGUGACCGAGCAGGCCACUUCACAAACCCUCAAAGGGGAGCCUGGUCUCCACUCUAAGAACUUCUCCUUUCUCCCUCUAUAACUAAGGAUUGUUUAUGUGACAAACAAUCUCCUUAUUCUGUGUCUCCUUUUCCUAAACUAUAACAAAGAGCUGUAAUGUUUUGUACAUUUUGAUAUUAGAGGACCAAAACGGCUUACUUUCAGAAGAGUAUAUAUAGACUGACACAUUUAUUUUUUAAGGAACAGAAAGGGGGCUCAUUUUUACAUUUUUCUUGUUUAUUUUCUAUAUAGGCGAAUAGGAGGCGUCAGGGUUUCCUGCUUUGCAGCACGCACUUCUGUGUAGCGUAGUCCAGAUUCUCUAGUUUCCAGGAAAUCAACAGCGACCUUACGAUUCCCCACAAUUGUGCCAACGUUAAUGUAAAGGACGGCAAAUCAAACCACUCUCCCGAGUAGGGAGCUGAUCAGGGUGCCUUUGUUUGUGCUCACAAUCUCUUUUUAAUGCUCAACUUGGCCUUAUUGCUAUAUAAAUAUUUUAUUAACAAUGUGAUAUGUCCUUAUUAAACAAAAAAUCUAUAUUCUAUAAAGCUAUAUCAGUAGUUCUUCCAGAGCAGGUCUGGCGCUCGGACCAGAAUCCUAAACAGUGGAAAGCCACUAAAUGCACACUACUCAGUCUUUCUUUUAUUGUAUUACUUGACUAUUUUCACACAGUACAAAGGGGAAUUUGUAUUAUAAGCUUUGGAACGCGCUCUGUGUGGUUGCCCAACAAUGCUGAUCACAAGUCAGUUGAUUGCUUCCUUCGCGUGGUUCAAAACCACAGUUCAGGAACCGAGUUCUGUCUGGAGACUGUUUCAGCUCAGGCGGCGGUGUCAGGCUCAUGCCCGGUGCCUAAUGGUGUUGUAAUAACACCGUGAUAAAUAACUUGGCAUAAGGUUAAAAAGAACAUCCACUGAAGUCCAGAGCCAGUCAGGUUUGAUGACAUUUAAUUGUCCUGAAUGUUGAGAUAAGUAAUGAAAGGGCAACUUUAAAACAUCUUCGGCAAAAGGGAAUGAGAUCCUGAGAAAGAGAUUAGCUGCUUUCCUCUCACCUCGCUAACUAUAAAUCUAAAGUUGUUGUUAAUGUUUAAUAAAGAAAUUAAGAUGAAUUUAUCUGAGAUGAUUUUUAAAGCUCGACAAGACAGUUAUGAUUUCACACUAUAUACUAUAUAGUGGCUUGAUCCGCUCUUUUAGUAACUGUACAAAGAAAGCAAGCAGAGUUUGUAUUAACAUGGCCAGUUAUUUAUUCUUAAUUGGUGACCUCUAGCCCGAAUGGAUCAGUGUGUACUGUAACCCCUCCUUUCUCAAGCUAAUUAAAUUGUUUUGGAACAAA